CGCCUGGAGUCGCGUUCCCAGCUCACGUGGUGGCGGCAGCGCCUCCUAGCAUUGGCGGGCGCGCGAGGCCAUGGCGGCGGCCGGGGAGCCCCCUCCAUGCUCCGUGUACUUCUGCGGGAGCAUCCGCGGCGGACGCGAGGACCAAGCACUGUAUGCGCGGAUCGUAUCGCGGCUGCGGCGCUUUGGGAAGGUGCUCACUGAGCACGUGGCUGAUGCCGAAUUGGACCCGCAUGGGGAAGAGGCUGCUAGGGGCGACCAGCUCAUCCAUGAGCGGGACCUGGCCUGGCUGCGGCAGGCAGAUGUGGUCGUAGCCGAAGUGACACAGCCAUCUCUGGGUGUUGGCUAUGAACUGGGCCGGGCAGUGGCUCUUGGUAAACAAAUUCUAUGCCUGUUCCGACCACAGUCUGGCCGAGUGCUUUCCGCCAUGAUCCGGGGAGCAGCAGAUGGCUUGAGGUUCCAGGUAUGGGACUACAUGGAGGAGGAGGAGCUGGAGAGCAGGCUUGACCAGUACUUUGAGGCGUAUCUCCCUCAGGGGACAGCUACCUUCAGUAACUCAAGUGCCUGACUUAACUCUACUUUA
Messenger RNA from Acomys russatus (golden spiny mouse), 580 nucleotides. RefSeq names its product 2'-deoxynucleoside 5'-phosphate N-hydrolase 1 (gene Dnph1). Gene Ontology annotation, cellular component: nucleus. Lineage: Eukaryota; Metazoa; Chordata; Mammalia; Rodentia; Muridae. The record is from RefSeq and is a predicted model, not a curated record. Gene Ontology annotation, biological process: deoxyribonucleoside monophosphate catabolic process. The transcript is spliced from 4 exons. The coding region runs from base 71 to 565 and encodes 164 amino acids. Gene Ontology annotation, molecular function: 5-hydroxymethyl-dUMP N-hydrolase activity.